GUGACUGAUGCCGGCAGGCGGCCGGCGGCAGCCCAGGCGUCGGCACGGCGGAGGAAAGCCGAGGACUCCAGCGAGAGCCGCGAGGAGGAGCCGAUGAACGACGGGCAGGACUUGGACGGCUGGUCUUCCAGAGGCCAACGGUCUGACCGAGCCACCACGCACCCCAAACUCAACCUGACCAAGCAGGCUUUGCCCUGGAACGAGCAGUACAAAGGGAAGGCAAACCUGCACGUCUUCGAAGACUGGUGCGGGGGGGCCGUCAGGCACCUGAGGAAGAACCUCCAUUUUCCGCUCUUUCCCCACACCCGCACCACAGUGAAGAAGCUGGCUGUGUCGCCCAAGUGGAAGAACUAUGGCCUGAGGAUUUUUGGCUACAUCCACCCUUUCAAGGAUGGGGAUUUCCAGUUUUCCGUGGCAUCGGAUGACAAUUCCGAGUUCUGGCUCAGCUCCGACGACAGUCCGUCCAACUCCCGGCUGGCUGCGUUCGUGGGCAAGCUGGGUACUGAGUGGACGGCGCCGGGGGAGUUCACCAAAUUCAGCUCACAGGUCUCCAAGCCUCUACGCCUCAUGUCCUCCAGACGCUACUACUUCGAGCUGCUCCACAAACAAGACGACCGAGGUUCAGACCACGUGGAAGUUGGUUGGCGAGUUUUCCUCCCCAGCUUGAAGUUCGAAGUGAUCGACUCCUCCUACAUCUCUCUGUACACAGACGAAUCGUCCCUGAAGAUGAACCACGUGGAGCACAUCCCGCAGACCUUGGCCAGCCACAGCGGGAGCUACCUCUGGGAGGCGCAGCAAGACGAGCACGGGGCUGACAUGCUGAAGUCUGACCCCAGGGACACCUUCUUCCUCACCCCUGCGAUCGAGGCCUCCCGAGUGGAGAACGUGCUAGUGCCCUGUGCCUACAGCCCCACCUACGUGGUGAAGGACUUCCCCAUCGCCCGCUACCAGGGCCUGCAAUUUGUCUACCUCUCGUUCGUGUACCCCAACGACUUCACACGCCUCACUCACAUGGAGACAGAGAACAAAUGCUUCUACAGGGAGUCCCCCCUCUACCUGGAGAAGUUUGGUUUUUAUAAGUACAUGAAGAUGGAUGAAGAGGAGGAGGAUCCACGCCAGCGAGCGUUUCUCUUCCUCAACCCAGACAAUUUCCUUGAGGAGGAGGAGGAGGAAGGAGUGGACAGCCCUGAGCCCACAGACCCACCUCCCAAAGCCAAGGAGAAGAGCUUGGGGCCGGCACCGGGAGCCAAAGGGAAGGAGGCCCCGCCGGUCACUGGGGAUUAUGGAGACGAGCUGGACUAUUACAGCUUUCACCGCAGGCAGGGUCCGGCCCAGGCCGAGGCGGGCACGCCUGGGCAGCCGGGAAGGUGGAGCACGUCCCACCAGGCCAGCACCAGCCCGGCGGCCGUCCCUGAGGACCCCCGCGUUGAGGAGGACCUGGGCCCCGCACCGGAGCAGGUCCGUGGGCGGAUGCUCAGUUGGUUACCCCAGGACCCCAGUGAGGGUGAGGAGGAUGACCUGGGGCUGCUGACCUCUUCGAAGCACGCCGGGCCCCUGAGCCUCCAGCCCCACCUCUCUGUUCCCAUCUUUGGUGGCAAAGCCAAAACGCCGGGUCCCAGCAAGGCUGCAGCACCCAGGGAGGACAAAAAGCCCCGGAAAGCCCAGGAGAAGGUCUACGUGACCAGGCUGCAGCCGGGGAAGCGCAAAGCCCCAGCUCAGGAGCUGCCCUUCCCUGGCAUCUUCCUUUACCCAAAGCCACUGAAGAAAGUGCGCCUUCGCUCCAGGACCCCUCAGAAACAUCCCAUCGCCUCCAGCAAGCUCCGUGCCGUCGCUGGCCGCCGGACCCCCUGGAGGUGGGAACGGCCAUCCAAGCUGGGGACCGAGCGGCAGGCGCUGCCCAGCCUCCUCACUCUGGGGACCGAAGGGCUCUUCAGUCAGGAGACCCAUGAGGACACGACCCGUGCCCUGGGCAGGACGGCGGCCACCGCUGGUUACAACUCCUCCGAGGCGACCCGCUCAGAGGGGACGCGGGUGACAUCCUUUCUGAAGAUGUCAGAAACGACGGCGUCCCAGCAGGAGGAGGGAAAGGGCCAGGAGGAAGAGGAGGAGGAGGAGGAGGAAGAGGUGUCGGACUACAGCUACGAGACCGGGGACCUGCAGCAGAGCUGGCUGGAGGACUCCAUCAACUGGCAGAGGACGUUCAGCGUCAGCUCGGUGGACUUCGAGCUCCUGCGCUCCGACUGGAACGACCUGCGCUGCAACGUGUCGGGCAACCUGCAGCUGAGCGAGAGCGAGGUCGUCGACGUGGUGGCGCAGUACAUGGAGAAGCUCAACGAGAAGAACGGAGGCAUCUACACCCUCCUGCGGAUCGUCAACGUGGAGAAGCGCCGGGACACGGCCCGGGGGAACCGCUACCUGCUGGAGCUGGAGCUGGCGGAGCGGGGCCAGCGGACGGUGCGGCUCUCCGAGUACGUCUACGUCCUCCUGCACCAGGGCAAGCAGGAUGACAGCGCCGAGGCCAAGCCCGAAGGUCUGGCCCUGGGGGCCACCGAGCCCCAGCCGAGCACCUGGAGCAUCCUGUAUGGAAAACCCAUCCUGUGCCGGCCCCUGCGGCUCAGCUGGAAGCAGGACGUCAUGGUGCACUUCGUGGUACCCGUGAAGAACCAAGCCCGCUGGGUCCAGCAGUUCAUCUCGGACAUGGCCCACCUGUACGGGGCUACGAAGGACGCCAACUUCAAUGUCAUCCUGGUGGACUUCGACAGCGACGACAUGGACGUCGAGAAAGCCCUACGGGACGCCCGACUGCCCCGCUACCAGUACCUGCGGCGCACGGGGAACUUUGAGCGCUCGGCCGGGCUGCAGGCUGGCGUGGACACGGUCGAGGACGGGCACAGCAUCGUGUUCCUCUGUGACCUGCACAUCCAUUUCCCGCCCAACAUCCUGGACAGCAUCCGCAAGCACUGCGUGGAGGGGAAGCUGGCCUAUGCGCCCAUCGUCAUGAGGCUGAGCUGCGGCAGCUCCCCGCGGGAGCCCAACG
Messenger RNA from Leptosomus discolor (cuckoo roller), 3037 nucleotides. The record is from RefSeq and is a predicted model, not a curated record. Lineage: Eukaryota; Metazoa; Chordata; Aves; Leptosomiformes; Leptosomidae.